This is a messenger RNA of Besnoitia besnoiti, 2058 nucleotides long. RefSeq lists its product as uncharacterized. The record is from RefSeq and is a predicted model, not a curated record. The transcript has 12 exons. The coding region runs from base 1 to 2058 and encodes 685 amino acids. NCBI's taxonomy places the organism in Eukaryota, Apicomplexa, Conoidasida, Eucoccidiorida, Sarcocystidae.
AUGAGGCUGGCGCGGAGAGGGCUGAGGCUAACGCGCCUCUUCUCGCCUCUCCUACCUUCUCCGCGCGCGCCGCCGUCGCAGGUUUCGCCUUGGGGCGCCGCGGGCUCCUCAUCGCUUCUUUCUACGACUCGCCCCUGUCGAUCUUUUCCGCCGGCUGCGACGCCUCCCCGCCGCGCGCACUCUCACUCGUCAGCCUCGUUUCCGUCCUCUUCCUCAGCUCCUGCCAGCGCUGUGCGUACGUGCUCUUCUUCUGUCUCCUCUCUCGCCUCCUCCGUCUCCUCUGUGCUCCUCGUCUCCGCGCGCUGCGAGCGAAGAGCUUUCAGUGCCUCGGCCGCUGCUGCGAAGCGCUGCCUGGCGAUGCUCAAGGCGAAGCCUGGACUGUGGAAAAGUCUGCUUCAGGACGCUCUGCGCGCCAAGGUAGCAGACCCCGCAUUCCUGCGUCUUGCCUCGCGCCGAUUUCUCGACAUCUCGGAUGAAUUCUACCCCCCAGAGUGCCUGGAGGCCCUCGAACUCUUCGCUUCAGUGCCCUUCUCCGACGAGCCCCUACUCGCAGCUGUCACGGGGAGGCUCGACGACCUCCUCACGGAUCCCUCUCCGAAGCGCCUCGCAGCGCUGAUGGGCUUCUACACGCGCCUCGGGUUUUCUCAUCCGCUGGCGCAGAAUCCGCUGACGCAGCAGCUGGUGGCGAAGAUGCAUGCGGUCGACGUCACGCUGCUGCCGUCGCUGUGCCGUCACGCCAGCGCGCUCUUCCUUGAGCCUCACGUGCCCGUUCUCGACGGCCUCUCCACGCAGGCGCAGCUGCUUCUCGCCGCCGGGCUCGCGACUGGGAAGGAAGGAAACGAAGAGGGAAAAAGAGACCUCAGCGCGCUCUUCAGCUGCCUGGAGAGCCUCAGCCGGCAGCGCUACCGGCACGCCGCGUUGAUUGAAGACACCCUAGUUUGCGUGGAGCGCCACAGCAAGGUGCUGUCGCUGCAAGAUUCGCUUCGCGCCGUCGCUGCGGCUCGGCGGCUCCACUUGGCAGGCGUGGAGGAGCAGCUGCGAGCACAAGUCGACCAGCAGGCGGAGCGCGCGAUGGAGCGCGGCGAAGAGCUUCUCGGGCUUCUGAGGCUCCUCGACAGGCUGAGGCUGCGCGAUGCCGCCAUCCUUCAGAAGGCCCUCGACGCGGUAGAGCUCCACAGUCAGAAGAAGGGUUUCGCCACGACGCAGAUGCCUGAGGCUCUGCUGCAUCUCGCGCGCCUCGCGCCCUCGGAUCUGCCGCUGCUGGUGGCGCUUCUCUCGCAGCCUUCGCUGGUGGCGACGGCGUCGAGCUUCUCUGUCUCGCAAGUUCAGCAGCUCCUCACCGCGUCCUCCUUGAUCCUCUUCCAGCACAUCCAGCGGCGCGAGGGAGCGAUCGCCGAAGAGCCACUGCAGGCCCGCGCGGUUGAGGCUCUCGCGCGGACGGCGGAGACGCUUCUGGCGCUACUUCAGCCGCAGUACCAGAGUCUAAACCUGCGAGAGAAGCGCGCAGUCAAGGAGGCGGCCGCGCUCUUGCUCCUAGAGGCACAAUGCGCGCCGCGGGACGGAGUCGCCUCUUUGUCGGGCUUCUGCUUCGCGCAGAGAGGCACGAUUCCCUUCUUGAAGCAAGUCGAGGAAGACGACGUCGUUCCCCCUCUGUCUCUCGGGCCUUCAACAGUGGACUUCCGCAGAGUCGAGUUGGUUGACGCGUGCGCGCGCACUGUGCUCAUCGCCGACGGCGCUCGCGGAGAUGAGCCGUCGAACCCGCGCCAGAAGAGCGCCAGCGGCGGCGCCCAGAAGCACACGACCCAUGAGAAGGGCGCGCAGCUGCCGCGUGCGUUGCUGUUUGUUGCGCCGGGAGACUCAUUUGCAGAGGGGAGCUCGCCGGGUGCGAAGGAGGACAAGGUCUCUCUCGUGCUGGGCGGAGUCGUGACAGAUCUGCCUGCUGCCGUCACUCCGCAGGCCGCGUCGUCGCUCUUGAUCACGCAAGUCGCUCUCCAGAGGAACGGCAUUGACGCGCAGGACGUUCACAUUUGCGCAACGCGAGCACUGAGCCUCGACUAG